GGCAGGUUGGGUGACUUUGAGUUGGCGAAGACACUGUUGAAGCGUGCCGCUGAGAGAGGGUUGCCCAUGCUGGUAGCCAACUCUGACUUCGUAACCUCUUCGCCUACGGGUGGGGUGUGGCAAAUGCCAGGAAACUACGCAGCUAUCUACGACGCAUACGGUGGACACACCCAACACUUCGGAAAGCCCACAGCGUUUAUAUAUAAAGAGUGCAUCGACAUGCUGGCCACUAAAGGGAUUGAGAAGAAGGACAUCAUAUGUGUAGGAGACUCUUUCCAUCACGAUAUCAAAGGUGCGUGUGAUGCAGGAUUGGAUGUGCUGUUCAUAUCCUCGGGUGUGCAUAGGCCUGAGCUUAUGCCUGAAAGAGCGGUCACUGUAGAUAAGGAGUCAUUAGAAGAUCUCUGCAAAACCAUCGGCUGCCGCCCAACGUACUACACCGAAUUGUUCAGAUGAGUUUGUACGAUAUAAGGAUUUUCACAGGACGUCAAUUAGAAUGCUCACUCCAGCCACCUCACAAGUGAACAUGGCCCGAGUAAUAUCCGAGCCAUAUACCAAUAAAUGCAAUGGAGCAGCUCAAAUAGG
This is a messenger RNA of Sphaeroforma arctica JP610, 582 nucleotides long. RefSeq lists its product as hypothetical. The coding region runs from base 67 to 453 and encodes 128 amino acids. The record is from RefSeq and is a predicted model, not a curated record. The transcript is spliced from 5 exons. Gene Ontology annotation, molecular function: phosphatase activity. Gene Ontology annotation, cellular component: chloroplast. Lineage: Eukaryota; Ichthyosporea; Ichthyophonida.